Molecule: messenger RNA, 516 nt
Organism: Cladocopium goreaui
Lineage: Eukaryota; Dinophyceae; Suessiales; Symbiodiniaceae
Source: the annotation of a GenBank genome assembly
AUGGUGCUGCAACUGCUGGCGUUGAGUGGGGAAGAAAUCCAGGUGGAAUUGUCAGAUGCGCAGAGCAUGAAAGAUGUGAGGGCGCGUGUGGCUGCCAAGUUGGGCUGCGAUGCUGGAGCAGUGCUGAUGGUUCCUUCGGAUGGCACCGAAGUGGUGAAGGAUAGCCAAGUGGUGGACAGCUGUGGCGCCCUGACCGUGAUCAACCAGUCCUUCGAUUCGAGGUUAAUUAGACUUCACAUCGAAGAGUCCAAACAGUACUCACCAAGGCAGGCCUCAACCUUGUUCUACAAAACCUCCCAGCUUCUGUAUGACGGCAACAUGGUGUGGGAGCGGCAAGAUCGUCAGAUUUGCGAUGAGAUGGGAUACCGCGGCCGCACCCACGACGUCUACUUGUCCGAGUGUGGCCAGUUGCUCUUUUGCCGCUCAGGAUUCCUACGACGCAGAGGCGUCCCAGAAUACGAGCCGACCAAGGCCAUCCAGAUCCAACAUCUUCUCCAGAAGCGCGGCUUUCGUUGA